GCAGGUAGGCCUAUGUGAUAUUGCACCUUCAAUUUCAUGCAGAUUAGUUUAAUCGAAGGAUCAUUAUGCCAUGGUAAAAUAGAAUCCCAGAAUGACCUUGUGUUUUACAGCGAUAAUACCAAUAUAUGUUUAGUCUUGUUUGUGAACCUCAGGUUUAGGAGCAAAUAUCCACGCACUAUACCUGGGUGAGAGUUCACCCUAAAAGAUAACGGCAUUGUAACACUAACGUCAGCUACCUUUGACUCCAUUGGUAAACUGUCAUGACAAUUUGUUGGACUAAGCUCUGCAGAGUCUGUGGGGUAGGGGUGAGUACAAGCUGGAGAUGGAGGAGAUGGUGUUGGAGUAGGCUGCCAUAAAGGGCGAGGCCUCUAAGAGUCUACUGGAGCUGCUGAGAGACAGAAGCUUCCGAUGGCAGCUCAUCACCAUGGUGGUGGUGUACAGCCGCAUCCAGUUCUCUGGCAUCACUGCAGGCCUGCUGAUAAUGCAUGUGGGAGGAGAGCACUACUCUGGGGGGCUUUGGGGCCGUGUCUCCCAUCAUGAUAUUAAUCACCAUCACUCUCAAACUGAAGCUCGAGUGUUGCCAUCUCUCACACAAGAUAUUUAUCCAAUCAUGCCAGCCUGCAGCGUUUGUCUUCACUGGAAUCCUGUGCUGGGACUAGUCUUCCCCUUUCUUAUUGAGCUGCUCAAGUCGUUCAGCUUCGUGCUGUUCACCUGCAUGUGUCUGUUGGCGUCACUCUAUGUCUUCUUCUACCUACUGGAGACCAUGGGGAAAACCCUCCUGGAGAUCUCAGGGAGUUUAUAAACACCACUCUGUGUGUAAAACCCCUCUCACAUGACAAGACCCUGGAGACAAAGUUAGGAAAACUGUUGGAAGCAAAAGAACUGAGAUGUAUUAUACUCUGUCUGAGUUGUUUAGUUUGUAUUUUAGUAUUGUCCAUCCUAUAUAUUUAUACACUUUGCAUUCAUAAGCCAUAUACCAUAUUCAAUAAUAAUAUGUAAAAGUGUUAUAUACCUGAAUGAGUUUUAUGGACCGAUUGAAUAUAAUAAAAUGCUGUUUAUUCUGA
Messenger RNA from Salvelinus namaycush (lake trout), 1064 nucleotides. RefSeq names its product solute carrier family 2, facilitated glucose transporter member 7-like. The transcript is spliced from 5 exons. The record is from RefSeq and is a predicted model, not a curated record. Lineage: Eukaryota; Metazoa; Chordata; Actinopteri; Salmoniformes; Salmonidae. Gene Ontology annotation, biological process: transmembrane transport. Gene Ontology annotation, cellular component: membrane. Bases 425 to 802 code for a protein of 125 amino acids. Gene Ontology annotation, molecular function: transmembrane transporter activity.